CUGUAAGUUUGAGCCGCGUGAGGGAGAGGAGGAAAGUUUGGGCGCCAGAGGAUGAAGCUGCUCAGCCCAGCGGGACUUCCGGGAGAUCACCGACCGUCUCCCCGCAUCACGGCAGCAGAGAGGGGGGCGGGGCAGAUGAACGGGAGAGGCGGACACGCCCCGUCCCCGGUGUGACAGCCGGCGGACGGCGGUCUGAUUCCCUCACGCAAACACCCGCGUUCCCGGUGCGGAGCCUCCGGUCCCGCCCAGCGGGAGGUGCGGGGACUCGGUGAUGAUGCGGGGAGGGACCGGGCAGCACGCGCCUCUCUGCUUCAGCGCAGCACCGCGUGCUCAACUAAGUAGUUGAUGGAUGAGGCGCGAGCCGCCGCGCGCAUCAGCUCUGCGCAGGUGUCUCCUCCGGUCUUCUCCCGCCUCUCGCCGGUCACCUCCCGCCGAUGCUCGGCAGCGCGCCCGGGCUUUCCGCUCGGUGGGAGAGGCUCGAGCCGCGGCCGCGCGCCAGGAUGCUGCGCCAGGUGUUGCACGCGGGCCUGAGGACUUCGUUCCGCGCGCUCGGCCGGUUCGUGGCGGGCCACGCGGUGUUCUUCGCCUCCGCGCCCGUGCUGCUGUCCGUGCUGCUGGGGGCCAGCUUCAGCCGGUACCGCGUGGAGGACGACGUGCAGAGCCUGCUCGCGCCCAAACACAGCCUGGCCAAGAUCGAGGGCAGCCUGGUGGAGAGCCUGUUCCCGGUCAACCGCUCCCGGCACGCGCUCUACUCCGACCUGCAGACGCCGGGCCGCUACGGGCGCGUGAUCGUCACCGCGCGGAAGGGGAGCCUGCUGGAAGCCGCUCACCUGGACGCGGUUUUAGCGCUGCACAGGAACAUCUACCAGAUGCAGGUGACGUUUCCCGCCGCCGGCCUCAGCAGCUUCAACUACUCCUUCUCCUACCUCUGCCUCCCAGACGACAAGAAUGGCUGCAUCAUCGAUGACAUCAUCCGGGCCAUGGAGGAAAUCCAGGCGGCCCGGGCCUCCAACCGCACCCUGCCGGUCCUGCACUAUCCCAUCACCCAGCUGGCGGACGGACGGCGAGCCUACAUCGGCCACCAGCUGGGCGGCGUGCAGGGCUGGGGCCCAGGGGGGGCGGUGCGAGCUCAGGGGGCUGGAGGCAGAGGGGAGGGUGUGCGCUCUGCCAGGGCGCUGCAGCUCACCUACUACCUGCAGGCCCGCGGCGAGCUGAUGGAGCAGGUGGCCGGCCUGUGGGAGGAGGCCUUCUGCGCCGAGCUCAGGAGGUUCGCAGCCACACACUCCAGGCUGGGGGUUUACCCCUCCACCUCGUCCUCUCUCAGGACCGACUUCCAGUUCUCCUCCAUACUCGCCCACCGCCCCCUGCUGGCCAGCUUAGGAAUCUGCGGGGUGCUGGCCAUCCUCUGCUGCUCCAUGCGGGACUGUGUGAGGUCCAAACCCUGGUUGGGGCUCCUGGCUCUGCUGUCCAUCACUCUGUCAGGACUGUCUGCUGCUGGAAUCCUCAACCUGACCGGGGCCACCUACAACUCCACGUACCUCGGAAUCCCGUUUGUCAUGCUCGGUCACGGGCUCUUUGGCUCUUUCGAGAUGCUGUCGUCAUGGAGACGGACGCGGGAGGACCAGCACGUGAAGGAGCGAGUGGCAAGUGUCUUUGAGGACGUCAUGCUGCGGUUCUCCAGCUCCACAAUGCUCCACCUGAUGACCCUGGGCCUGGCCGCCUCGCCGCUCACCAACAUGGAGGCGGUGCGGCUCUUCUGCCGCACGGCCGCCCUGGCCGUGACCGUCAGCUACGUCUACAUGCUGUCUUUCUACAGUUCCUGCCUGGUGUUUACGGGAUACCUGGAGACCGGCUACCGGCACGGCUGCUUCUGCCGGCGCGUCCCCAGACCGGACCGGCUGAGCUCUAAGCCCGCCUGGUACCGGUGCUUGAUGUUCACCCGGUACCAGGAUGAGAGCCAGACCGCUAACCCUCAGCUCGCCCAGUCUCACACUCUACCGAACUCUGACCUGACCCGGACGCGAACAACCAUCAGCACCGGCGUGCACGCACAUGUGGGGAACUGCUCACAUACGCACCCCCAGCCCAGUGUCACGGCCAGCAUGGACCACCACCUCCUGGACUCGCAUCUGCUGCUGGGCUGUGUGAGGCGUUGCUAUGGAAACUGGAUCACCAACACGUAUGUCAAACCUUUUGUGGUCCUGCUCUACCUGGUCUACAUCUCCUUUGGUCUGAUGGGUUUCCUCCAGGUCACCCAGGGCUCGGACCCCAGCGCCGUGGUUGCCAUGGAUACGGCCACCGUCCUGUACACACGUGCGCAGCAGCGUUACUUCAGCUCGUACUCGCCUGUGAUUGGCUUCUACAUCUACGAGAGCGCCCCCUACUGGAACUCCUCUGUGCAGCGGGACCUUCUGGAGUACGCCAAAGGUUUCCAGAGGAUAAGCUGGCUGGAGGCUUACCUGAACUACCUGUCCGACCACAACCAGUCCACCAGCCUGCCGAGGGAGAACUUCACCUACACGCUGCGCCACUCCUUCCUCCGCCAGCCGCAGUUCGCACACUUUGCAGACGACAUCAUCUUUGCAGAGCGUGGUGAAGGGGAGGAGCCAGAUCUGGCAGCUUCUCGCAUCUUCCUGGUCGCUAAGACAACAGAGAACAAGCGCGAGGAGAUGUCGGUGCUGCUGGACACGCUGCGGCGCCUGUCCUUGACCUCUCGCGUUCGCUUUCUAAUCUUUAACCCCUCCUUUGUGUACUUGGACCGCUAUGCGGCGGCGGUGAGCUCGCCGCUCAGACACUCGCUGCUGGCCGUGCUCUUCCUCCUGGGUCUGUCCUCUCUGGCCAUCGUGGAGCCGCUGGUGUCCGUGUGGCUGGGCCUCACCUUGCUGUCCGUGCAGUUUGGGGUGCUGGGGUUUAUGACCUUAUGGGGCGUGGAGCUGGACUGCAUGUCGGUUUUGUGUCUCAUCUCGGCUCUGGGGCACUCGGCGGACUGCAGCGGGCCGCUGCUCUGUGGUUUCGCCUCCGGUCAGGGGGAGAGCCGGACUCGCUGGGUGAGAGCGGCGCUGGAGCGACAUGGCGUUCCGUCUCUGCAGACGCUCAUCUGCUAUGGCGCCGCGUUGGUCCCGGUGGGCUCUGUGCGCUCCAACCUCACGCAGACCAUGUUCCGCUGCCUCGCCCUCACAGCCUGCUGCUCCGCCCUGCACACUCUGGCCUUCCUGCCCACCCUCCUCACCUUCCUGCCCCCCUCCAAGAACCGAGGCCUGCGCCCUGCCGGGGAAAGCCAGAGACAGGGGGCGGAGUGUGUGGAGAUGAACAACAGCACCAGGGUGGUUGAUCAGAUCACUACCGUUUGAGGAACCUGCUGCAGCCUGAGGGGGUGGAGUCACGGUGGUCCGGGAGGAGUCUGAGGUCCAGAGAGCCCAACUCCACCGACAUGAGUAGCAAGAAGAAAAAAGAUGGGGCUGGAGAGAUGCGGUUUGUCGUUUCCAUGGUUACCUCCCUGGAACUUGAAUGAAGUUUGUCUGGAAAUGUUCACUACUGUCAAGAAGCCCCGCCCCCUCAACGUCCCACAUGUGCUUUAGAUCUCUAUCACUCUGUUUGCCUUCUGCUACCAGCUGACAUGACACGAGUCAGCACUCUGUAUGACUCCAGGGUUUCUACUUUGAUGCAAACCAAAUAAAACCCCACAAAGAACCGG
Molecule: messenger RNA, 3694 nt
Organism: Oryzias melastigma (Indian medaka)
Lineage: Eukaryota; Metazoa; Chordata; Actinopteri; Beloniformes; Adrianichthyidae
Gene: ptchd1
Product: patched domain containing 1
Exons: 4
Coding region: 435-3350 (971 amino acids)
Biological process (GO): cognition; chemical synaptic transmission
Cellular component (GO): plasma membrane; synapse
Source: RefSeq, a predicted model, not a curated record